CACACACAGAGAGAGAGACUGUGACACUUCAACAGAUGUAGACUGGAUGCUUUGGCAGAAGGGAUGCAGCAUUUCUUUACUUUGAGUCGACAGCAGAACUCGGAGGAGUAAACACACAAUGAAAUCAGUUUUGCCUGCCUGUUUGCUGCUGCUUUGGACGCUGACAGCACCUGUCAGUUGUGAUACAGGCCCAGUGAUUGAAGUGACCGAAAACAAUAAUGGGAUUAACCUGAAAUGUAUCGGCGGUUCUAUGUUCAAAAAGAACGAUAAAGAUGAAGGUCUUGAAAAGCUGGAAUACAAAGAUGAGAACACAGGGGAGUACUUCUGUGUGGAUUCUAAGAAUAAUGAUGUUAAAGCAAAACUCUUUGUGAAGUUUCGAACCUGCGACAACUGCAUAGAGCUGGACGCGGGUUCAAUAACAGGAAUGGUUAUAGGAAAUGUGGUGGCUACCGCGGUGAUCGGAGUGUCUGUUUAUCUCCUCGCGUCUCAGGCUCGGAUCGGUCCAGUCACCUCUCACAAGAAAAGCUCUGACAGACCGCGCCCUGUUCCAAAUAACGUAGGCAGAGAACCCAAUGAUCACUACCAGUCUCUGAAAGUGCGUCAGAAAGAAACGUAUGAUGUGCUGAACACAGCCAGACCAUAACCCCUCCAGCUGAAAGCACAGCCGCCGCAUCUUCCUUCCACCUCAAACAUCUGCAGGAGGGAAAAGUCUGUUAUCUGUGAUUGGUGAUGCUCAUCCCAUCCAUCCAUCUGUUAUUUGCUCUGUAUGAUAUAACUUUAGCUUUUAUCAUUUCCUUUCACUAUGCCUGUCAGCUAUUUGCUAUCACUAGUCACAUAAUGAUAAUAAUGAUAACCUGUUGCUGUAUGUCAUAGUUCAGCGUUAAUCAGUUCUUAUUUCGGUACCAUUUUUACUGACAGUGUUUUUUUUUUCAAUCAUUAUAUAUGUUUAUUAAGUGUUUAUUUUAAGAAAACUGAAAUUAUCAUGAUGCAAAAUAAAAAAAAGUUG
Messenger RNA from Anoplopoma fimbria (sablefish), 1006 nucleotides. RefSeq names its product T-cell surface glycoprotein CD3 gamma chain-like. The transcript has 7 exons. Gene Ontology annotation, cellular component: alpha-beta T cell receptor complex; external side of plasma membrane. Gene Ontology annotation, molecular function: transmembrane signaling receptor activity. The record is from RefSeq and is a predicted model, not a curated record. Lineage: Eukaryota; Metazoa; Chordata; Actinopteri; Perciformes; Anoplopomatidae. Gene Ontology annotation, biological process: positive thymic T cell selection; cell surface receptor signaling pathway. The coding region runs from base 119 to 643 and encodes 174 amino acids.